Molecule: messenger RNA, 9040 nt
Organism: Pseudoliparis swirei
Lineage: Eukaryota; Metazoa; Chordata; Actinopteri; Perciformes; Liparidae
Product: protein unc-13 homolog C-like
Exons: 31
Coding region: 128-7939 (2603 amino acids)
Biological process (GO): synaptic transmission, glutamatergic; synaptic vesicle priming; synaptic vesicle maturation
Cellular component (GO): presynaptic membrane; plasma membrane; presynaptic active zone cytoplasmic component
Molecular function (GO): phospholipid binding; syntaxin-1 binding; calcium ion binding
Source: RefSeq, a predicted model, not a curated record
GUCAGUGAUCUUGAGUUGGGAUCCGACAUCCCAGCACUGGCUGAUUGGGCUUGGCUCACCAUCGCUGUAUUCUCAGCCAACUUCUCCUUUCAAUCGAUGAUACAAACUGUUCCCAGGAUUUCCAUCCAUGGUCCCUGACCUGCUAACUACUAUAUCAUCCUACAUUAAAAAGAUUUGUAAAGGAAUGUUUACAAAGAAAUUGGCAAACCCAAUAAAGAAGAAAGAGAGAAGUGAAAAUAAUGAGCCCAACUUGACCACUGAUUUGCAAGCUCACAAUCCAACUCUCUCGACCACGCUGAAGACCACCGUUCAAAAGAUUUCAAAAUGCUCCGUGGCACGCAAGAUCUCUCUUGAAGAAGACGACGGAAAGUACGACUGCUCAUCCCUGUCACCCACUUUCAGUUAUCGUGUAGCUAUCGCAAAUGGACUGCCGAAAAACUCUCUUUUUUUAAACAACAAUGAAAGUAUCUUUCCUGAGGUUCUUUCAAUUGAUGGUAGAUACUCUGACUCUUUGAGUGAGACAAAACUUGUCAGGAGAUUGGAUGAGCAUAAAUCACACACUAUGCCAGUAAGACGAAACAGGAAGAGCCUCAUCAGUUUGGCUCCCUCUGAUGGCAGCUCUGAGGGCGAGCGAGUGGAACGCUCCAGUCUACAAACACUUCGGCUGGGCGCUCUACGCAAGUUAAGAAAAUGGAAAAAGAGUCAGGAAUGUGUCUCCUCGGACUCCGAGGUGAGCAAUUGGAGGAAAACCUUGGGCAUCCGGAGCAAGUCCUUGGACCGCGCUGGACGGCAGCAAAAGAGCUCAACCCUGGAGCCUGGAUCGUCCUCCACGGGUUGCAUCAGUCAGACCCAGGAUGUCAUGGAGAUGAUCUUUAAGGAGCUUCAGGGGAUCAGCCAGAUAGAGACAGAACUAACUGAGCUACGUGGCCAUGUAAAUGCCCUCAAAAGCUCCAUUGAUGAGAUCUCCAGCAGUGUGGAAGUAGUUCAGACUGAGAUUGAGCAGCUCCGCACAGGAUUUGUCCAGUCUAGAAGGGAAACACGAGAUAUUCAUGACUACAUAAAACAAGUUAGCCACCAGGCCAAUAAUUCAACCUUGAAGUUCCUUAAUGUUCCUGAAGAAAAGUCGGAAAAAACCGAGAGUGUAAUUUAUAAAAUACUAAAAGACAAAAUGGGUUUCCUUGAUGUCCUUAAAACAAUUAAAAUAGAGCUUGCUCACAGGUUAGGGAAACAAAGAGAAUGUUCAAAUGCAAAACCCCGCCCUAUUAUUGUUAUGUUUACAACAACUCAAGAGAGGGAUAUAGUCUUGAAAAAGUGCUAUAAACUUAAAGGAACAGGCAUCACAGUCUCCACUGAUAGCUUAAGUCAUGAUGGAAAGGAGCGAAAAGACAAAACAAUGUCUUCCUCACAAACCUAUGAAAGAAUGGAUAUAAAGGCCUCAGGAAAGGAUAAAGUGGAGAGCGAUGACUGGGACUCAAUGGACAGUGAUAAAGAAUUAGAUGAAUUAAGCCGAAAUAAAUAUGCAUUGGUGGUUUCGAAGCCUGCUCACAAGAGCAAAUCAGAGAAGAGGCGAUCCCAUACCCAUAGUAGGUCGGGAGAGGAAGCAGGCUGCUCAGGCGCCUAUGCUGAUGACUCUUACUAUGACCCAGACAAGCAUACAAAGACUUACUACUCGGAUUUGACCCCUGGUUGGCUUUCUCAGAGUGACUAUUCCACCCCUAAACUCAGCCGCUCUGAGUCUGACUGCUCAAAACUUUGCCAGUCAUACUCGGAAGACUUUUCAGAAAGUCAGUACUUUACACGGGCAAAUGGCGGCUCCAUGCUGUCCUCCUCGGAUCAGGAACUGUGGCAGAGAAAACAAGAAGACAUGGCUUCCUUCUGGUAUGCUAGCGAUAGUCACCAACUCAGCCAUGAGAAUCAAGCAUAUGAACACAAUGAGGUGGAGACUACGGAAACUAUUGACAGUGGGGUGAGCAAUGGACUGGUCUGCAUGUCUGGGGACCGAAGCCACCACAGUGGCUCCCAGUUGUCUCUGCAAGGGGACUUAUCACCCUGGAAAGACUGGCAUCAUCUAGAGCAGGGUGCAGAUUCUGGCUUGGAAGCCUCCAUAGAGAUUAGCAGUCCAUUUGACCCAUCAACCAUACCAGGUUUUCCAGAAAACAUCACAAAAUGUCAGGAGGUUGAUCUACAAUUUGAGGGAGAUGAAGAAUUCAUGAUGCUUGACAGAGAAACUUCCCUACCACCAAUAACCACCCACAUUAUUACUCCUGUCACAGAACGUGAGUUUGUCAUCAAGCCAUCUCCCCGGCAGUCCAAGGAGGGAAAUAAGAUGAUCACAAAAGAAAACACUAAAAUAUCAUCUAAAGAUACUCAUAAAGCUGCUGGUAAAAUGACACAUAAACAGACCAAAUUGGCACCUAAAGAAGAAGCAAACAUCAAAAUACUGCCAAAAGAAAGCUCGAAGGUAUCUGCUAAGGUUCCAUCUAAAGUGACCUCUAAAACAGUUCCGAAAGAGUCACCGAGGGAGAUUCAGAAAUCAGCAGCUAAAGAAUUCAUUCAACCCGUCCCUCAAGAAAGCUCGAAAGUCACACCUAGAGAUGCCACAAAACCUAGUGUUAAAGAAGUAUCUAAAGUGACAUCCAAGAUAACCUCUAGUGAGGCUGCUAAAGUGACAACUAAAGUGACUCCAAAAGCUAGCCCUACAAUCACUCCGAAAGAAAGUCCAAAAGAGUCACCGAAAGAGAGCCCUAAAAUAACCCCAAUUGAGAGCCCUGUUUCAACUUCUAAAGAGUCCCCUAAAGAAUCCCCUAAAGAGUCUCCCAAAGUCAUUGCUAAAAAUCCCCCACAAACUGCAUCUAACGAAGUUCUGAAAGUUGUUGCUAAAGAGGUUACCAAAGAAGCUGUAAAACUACCCCCAAAAGAGGUAUUGAAAGAGAUCCCUAAGGUAACAUCGAAGGAGAUUGGUAAAGUGCCCACAAAAGAAAUGUCUAAUAUUCCACCUAAAGAAAUGUCUAAUAUUCCACCUAAAGAAGUUUCGAAAAUUCCACCUAAAGAAGUUUUGAAAAUUCCAUCUCAAGAAGUUUCUAAGAUUCCACCUAAAGAAGUUGCAAUGGUAGCCCCUAAAGAGAGUCCUAAGGUGUCCCCCAAAGAGACGCCUAAAGCCACCCCGAUAGAAGCCUCUAAAGAAGGACCCAAAGUAGCCUCUCAAGAAGGACCCAAAGUGGCCUCUAAAGAAGGACCCAAAGUAGCCUCUAAAGAUACCCCUAAGGAAACCCCCACAGUCAUUUCUAAAGAUAAAUUCCCUGAACUGGAUGUCAAUCAUAGCUUCCACCAGACCCAGCCUAAGUCUUCAGCUAUGUACCGCAGUCAGAGUGAGAUUCGCCCCGAGAAGGUUGAGGAGGUUCCCAAGUCUUGGAGCAGUAGGCUGAGCAUAGAUCUUACUGAGAAGUCCUUUGGCUUUGGCUUCGGCUCUACACUGCAAAGGGCUAAGUCAGCUUUGGAAGUUGUUUGGAAAUCUGGCCCUCCAACUCCUACCCCUGCUCCUCCUGAGGAGACCACACAUUCAUCAUUUAUGGGACGUUUCCGCACCCUGUCCACUUCUGGUAAAAAUAACUCAAGUUCGACAACAGACUCCGAUGCUACCACCGAGCACGUCUUCAACAAGGCAGAGGAAGAAAAAGCUGGUGCAGAGGCAGAAGCUGGGGAAGAACCAGUGGACAAUGAGACCCACUAUGUUGAAGUGAUGGAGCAGGUAUUAGCUAACUUAGAGAACAUAAGUACUGCUAAUGAGACAGAUGAGACGGAUGAUCCUGCACAGGAGUGUGAGACUUCUCAGGACUAUGAUGUGUCUGAGGCCUCACAAGACAAUGAUCCCUUUGAGGAUUUUGAUGCCUCUCAAGAUUUGGAUGUGACAGAAGACCCUGAGACGGCUAAGGAGGCAUGUGUUCUGGAGCAUGAAAGCAGUUUGAAUGAAAAGUACAAUGAAGAAUAUGAAACCCAACUCCCAGAGGACACUGCUGAAUAUGACGCAAUGGUGGAGUACGUAGACGUUGAAGAUGCGGAUGACAAUGAUGUCUCAGAGGAGACAGAAGAGGGCGAUGAUGAGGUAGAGGAGGUAGAGGAGAUCAUAGAGGAGGUCGCUGAGGGAUCUGAAAAAGUAGAGAAACAGCAGGAGGAUGAAAACAAAAAUGUUCCAGAGAAGAAGCCUACAGAGCCCCCACCCAAGAAACAUGUGAGACCCACAUUCAAGGAGGCAGCACUGAGGGCCUACAGGAAGCAGAUGGCUGAACUGGAGCAGCAGAUCCUGGCAGGGGACAGCAGUGCUUUGGACUCACAGCCUCACAGCAUUCUGGACCCCAAACUGCUCGGCCUGCAGACCGGAGGGACCGGCAGUAUUCUUUAUGGUAUUGACAGCAUGCCAGAUUUACGCCGCAAGAGGACAGUGCCUCUUGUCCGAGACCUGACCCUCACUGCUCGAAAGGCAGGCAUCUCGUUCGCUCUGGUGAACCGCUCCACCCUGAACAAUGACGAUCUGAAACUACACGUCUUCAAGAAGACCCUCCAGGCCUUGAUCUACCCCAUUUCCUCCACGACGCCCCAUAACUUCGAGGUGUGGACGGCGACGGCGCCCACCUACUGCCACGAGUGCGAGGGGCUGCUGUGGGGCAUCGCCCGCCAGGGCAUGCGCUGCUCCGAGUGCGGCGUCAAGUGCCACGACAAGUGCCAGGACCUGCUCAACGCGGAUUGUUUACAAAGGGCGGUGGAGAAGAGCUCCAAGCACGGGGCGGAGGACAAGACCCAGAACAUCAUCAUGGCCAUGAAGGAGCGCAUGAAGAUCCGGGAGAAGAACAGCCCCGACGUGUUCGAGGUGAUCCAGGAGAUGUUCCUGGUCUCCAAAGAGGACUUCACCAGCCACCUGAAGACCGCCAAGCAGGCCGUCCUGGACGGGACCUCCAAGUGGUCCGCCAAAAUCAGCAUCACAGUGAUGAGCGCUCAGGGUUUACAGGCCAAGGACAAGACCGGCUCCAGCGACCCGUACGUCACCGUCCAGGUGGGCAAGACCAAACGCAGGACCAAGACCAUCUUCGGCAACCUCAACCCGGUCUGGGACGAGAAGUUCUACUUCGAGUGUCACAACGCCACCGACCGCAUCAAGGUGCGCGUGUGGGACGAGGACGACGACAUCAAAUCGAGGGUGAAGCAGCAUUUCAAGCGCGAGUCGGACGACUUCCUGGGCCAGACCAUCAUCGAGGUCCGCACGCUGAGCGGGGAGAUGGACGUCUGGUACAAUCUGGAUAAAAGGACGGACAAGUCUGCGGUGUCCGGUGCCAUCAGACUCAAGAUCAGCGUGGAGAUGAAAGGGGAGGAGAACGUGGUUCCUCCUCACGGCCAAUACACCUGUUUACACGAGAACCUGUUCCACUGCCUCACGGAGGUGAAGAACAGCGGCGUGGUGAAGAUCCCUCAGGUGAAAGGGGACGAGGCGUGGAAGGUCUACUUCGACGACGUGUCCCAGGAGAUAGUGGAUGAGUUUGCCAUGAGAUACGGCGUGGAGUCCAUCUAUCAGGCCAUGACGCACUUCUCCUGUCUGUCCGCCAAAUACAUGUGUCCCGGCGUACCGGCGGUGAUGAGCAACCUGCUCGCCAACAUCAACGCCUACUUCGCCCACACCACCACCACCACCACCACCACCGCCUCCGCUUCGGACCGCUUCGCCGCCUCUAACUUUGGGAGGGAAAAAUUCGUCAAAUUACUGGACCAGCUGCACAACUCACUGAGGAUCGACCUUUCUAAAUAUCGGGAUAAUUUCCCUGCAGGAAACGCAGAGCGUCUCCAAGAUCUCAAGUCCACCGUUGAUCUUCUGACCAGCAUCACCUUCUUCAGGAUGAAGGUACAAGAGCUCCAGAGUCCACCGAGAGCCAGCAUGGUGGUGAAGGACUGCAUGAAGGCGUGUCUGGACUCCACAUACAAAUACAUAUUCGAUAACUGUCAUGAAUUGUACAACCAACUCCUGGACCAGAGCCGGAAACAGGACAUUCCCCGAGAGGAGCAGGGCCCGUCCAUCAAGAACCUGGACUUCUGGCCCAAACUCAUCACUCUCAUUGUGUCGGUCAUCGACGAAGACCGGACAGCUUACACGCCCGUCGUUAACCAGUUCCCACAGGAGCUGAACGCGGGAAAGAUCAGCGCCGAGAUCAUGUGGAGCCUCUUCGCCCUCGACAUGAAGUACGCCUUGGAAGAGCAUGACAAGCACCGCCUAUGCAAAAGUACUGAAUACAUGAACCUUCACUUCAAAGUCAAGUGGUUCCAUAAUGAGUACGUCCGUGACCUGCCGGCCUUCAAGAAUGUUCCACCUGAGUAUUCUCUGUGGUUCGAGCCAUUAGUAAUCCAGUGGCUCGAUGAGAACGAGGACGUUUCCAUGGAUUUCCUUAACGGAGCACUGGGCAGGGACAAGAAAGACGGAUUCCAGCAAACCUCGGAGCACGCCCUCUUUUCCUGUUCGGUGGUGGAUGUGUUCACUCAACUAAACCAGAGCUUUGAGAUCAUCAAGAAGCUGGAGUGUCCGAACCCUCAGGCUCUGGCUCACUUCAUGUGCCGCUUUGCAAAGACUAUCAACAAAGUUCUUCUGCAGUACGCUGUGAUCAUAGCCAAGGACUUCCCUUUGUAUUUGAGUAAGGAGAACGUGCCCUGCAUCAUCCUCAACAACAUUCAGCAGCUCCGGGUGCAACUGGAGAAGAUGUUUGAGUCCAUGGGCGGAAAACAGCUGGAUGCUGAGGCCAGUGAUCUACUUAAGGAGCUGCAGAAUAAACUCAACACGGUGCUGGAUGAGCUCAGCGGAGUGUUUGGCUCCAGUUUCCAAGAUGUGAUCGAGGACUGCGUGAAGCAGAUGAACCAGGAGCUGGUCCAGAUGAAGGGGCCGGCCAAAGGGAGCAACGCCGCCAUGGAUGCAGAGACCGUCCUCCGGCCUCUUAUGGACCUCCUGGAUAAGAAUUUGAUGUUAUUUGCCAAGAUAUGUGAGAAGACAGUUCUGAAGCGGGUCCUCAAAGAGCUGUGGAAGAUCGUGCUGAACACCAUCGAGAUAACCAUUGUUCUGCCUCCGCUGAGUGACCAGAGUCAGGGAGCUCAGAUGAUCUUCAACGCCGCCAAGGACUUGGGACAGCUGUCCAAACUGAAGGAGCAUGUGACUCGAGAGGAAGCCAGAAGUCUGACUCCGCGGCAGUGUGCGGCCUUGGACCUGGUGCUGCCCACCAUCAAGCAAUACUUCCACGCCGGAGGAAACGGGCUGAAGAAAACCUUCCUUGAAAAAAGCGCCGAUAUGAAGUCCCUCAAAUAUGCUCUCAGCCUUUACACUCAACCUACAGAUGCCUUGAUCAAGAAAUACAUAUGCACCCAAAUCUCUCAAGGUCAGUCAUCCAACGGCUCCGUGGGGGAGGUGUCAAUGCAAGUGAAUCUCGUCUCUCACCCUGGCACCGGAGAGCACAAAGUCAGCGUUAAGGUGUUGGAAGUGAACAACCUCAUCUGGCAAACCAACACCAUGUUCCGGCCGUUUGUGGAGGUCAACGCCGUCGGCCCACAGCUGACCGACAAGAAGCGCAAAUUCAGCACCAAGACCAAGAAUAACAACUGGUCACCAAAGUACAACGAAACAUUCCAAUACGUUCUCAGUAACGAACACGGCCCGGAGGCCUACGAGCUGCACAUCUCCGUAAAGGACUACUGCUUCGCCCGCGAGGACCGCGUCAUCGGCAUGACGGUCAUCCAGCUGAGAGAGCUGGCGGACAAGGGCAGCUGCUCCGCCGGCUACCCGCUGGUGAAAAGCAUCUGCAUGGACGAAACUGGCCUCACCAUCAUGAGGAUACUCUCUCAAAGGACCACCGACGAGGUGGCCAAAGAGUUUGUGCGUCUCAAGAUGGACACGCGCUCGGCGGAGGAAGUAUCGUAAUGUGCACCAAAAAAAAGAAAUGCAGUAUUACAGGAAGAAAAAAAAAGUUGUGUCGUCUUAAGUGGGAGAUAUAUAAAGAAAAAAAAGUGAGACGGGGAGGAAGCGAUAGCAGCAGAUGCUCUUUCUGGAUAGAAGCUGGAGAAUGAGAUUGUCCAAAGAGAAGCGCAGGAGGCCCAAAUGUGGCCGAGGCAGCAAGACAAGCGAGAGAGAAAGGGGUUGUGUUUGUUUGUUUGUUUGUUUUUGUGCAUGUGCGUAAAAAAAAACAUCUGUUGGAAUGUUCAUUUUAAAAACUACAGUAUGUACAAGUGUUUACUUACCGUAUGCUUACUAUCAAGUACUAUAUUCUAUGAGUUAUGUUGAGACAUGAAAUACCUUUUUGUACAACAUUUAGUCUUUUUUGAACAGAGAUUUGUUCCAAUAAAGUGCCAAACCAGUGGAGAAAAAAAAAGAACAAAAACCAACGUAUAUGAAAUUAUGGUGAACUUUGUAUGUUUGAAAUUUGCUCGAUUUUAUUUUGUCCGGUGUAAGUCGUUUUUUCUGACUGUGGCGUUUUUCGAUUGUUGCAAAGUCUUUUGUUUUUGUUUUUGCAUCCUGUUUUUUUCGGUUUUGUUUGGGCUUCACGUUCUUCUUCCACAAAGCACUGUUGUGCAUGUCCUCUUGUCGGUCAUGUCUCUCCCACCGAGUUGGGUCCCGCCCCUCUUUGCCUUCAAAACUGUUUGUAUUUUAAGUCGACCUGAAAAUAGACCGUGUUUUUUUAAAUGGCGAUGACUGCUAUGUAAAUCUUCAUAGGUGUUUGUAAUUUUAUAACCAUGACAACAAUGACGACAGCCAUCCAGUGCUAACAGUCUUAGCGGAAAGGAUGGAGAUGUUUUCCUUUUCUUUGGCUCUUUUGUUCUUUUUGUUUUUUGGCCAUCAGCUUCCAGCCUUUCUGAAUGACCACUGUGAACAUGAGCUUUGGAAGGCAAGCUUACACCACAUUGUUUGAUAUUAUUGUUUCAUAUUUUUCCGAUAACUUUGUUCUCGAUAAACUGCCAAAGUUAUAUGAAAUAUUUGUACAAAAGCAAUCCAUUACAUGUAUUGAAUAUAAAUAUGUACAUGUGA